AUGGUCGCACCGAACACGGCGCUGGAGAACGUCUUUGGGACACUGGGAGCAGUAUGCUGGUCGAUCCAGCUCGUCCCGCAAAUCUGGAAGUCCUGGCGGAAGAAGGACACGGCGGGGUUGUCGACGGGAAUGAUGUUGAUUUGGUUCGUUUCGGGCAUCUGGCUCGGAGCGUACUGCUACACCUCCGGCCUCUCCGUUCCCCUGGUCGUACAACCCCAAGCCUUCUGUCUCUUCUCCGCGAUCGCCUGGGCGCAAUGCCUCGUCUACGACAGCAAGUGGAAGACCUGGAAGGCUGUCAGCAUUGCCACCUUUGUCUGCGCUCUGGCGGCCGGAAUCGAGGCGGCAUUGAUCUUUGGGACUAAGGCCCUACAAGACCGCGGUAACAACAAGAUGAACCAAGCGCUGGGCAUCAUUGCCGCCGUGUUCAUCGUUGCUGGCCUCCUUCCCCAGUACUGGGAAGUCUACAAAUACCGCGCCGUAAUCGGCAUCUCCCUCGUCUUCCUCCUCGUCGACCUCCUAGGGGGAGUCUUCUCCUUCCUCUCACUCGUCUGGACGCCCCCUCCAUUCGACACCCUCGCCUGCGUCUCAUACUCGGGCGUUGUGGGGUUGGAAAUUGGGAUCUUCGUGUUGGCGGCGGUACUGAAUCCGGGGUAUUGGAGGAGGAAGAGGGAGGAGGAGGAGAGGAGGAAGUUGGAGGAGGGGACACUGGCGGCUGGUGAGGGCGAGGUGUCUGGCUCGGAGGAAAAGAAGCAAGUGGGAAUGGGUCAACGGACGGAUACAGGCGCGACGCUGGCAUCUACGUCGGCGGAGGAAGGAGCGGCGGGCGAGAAGGUCGUGAGGACGAUGAGUGAGGAGGAGCGGAUACAGCGCGAGGCUGGGUUUGGGUGGUUGGGCGAGCAGGAGCAUAUUCCGCAUCCGCAUUUGCAUCAUCACCAUCAGCAGCAUGAGGCGGUAGACGGGCGGGCGUAG
Messenger RNA from Rhodotorula toruloides NP11, 969 nucleotides. Its product is annotated as Cystinosin/ERS1p repeat protein. The transcript has 6 exons. NCBI's taxonomy places the organism in Eukaryota, Fungi, Basidiomycota, Microbotryomycetes, Sporidiobolales, Sporidiobolaceae. The coding region runs from base 1 to 969 and encodes 322 amino acids. The record is from RefSeq and is a predicted model, not a curated record.